Topomyia yanbarensis is the source of this 792-nucleotide messenger RNA. Its product is annotated as proline-rich proteoglycan 2-like. NCBI's taxonomy places the organism in Eukaryota, Metazoa, Arthropoda, Insecta, Diptera, Culicidae. The record is from RefSeq and is a predicted model, not a curated record. Bases 1 to 792 code for a protein of 263 amino acids. The transcript has a single exon.
AUGAAUAUUCUUUUUCUGCUAUGCUUGCUAUCGGCUAGCAUCGUACUUGGGAACCCGUUAGGGAAGCUCAGUCAGUUGCAUCCUUACGACGAUGAUACUAACCUUAAAAUAAUGAACGGUGAGAAGGAGAUGAUGGAUGAAGAAUUACUGCCACCACCUGAAGACAGCGAGGAAAUUCGUCCACCAUCGGAAGACUCGAACGAAUUACAUCCUCUGCCACCACCAGUUGGCUCCGACGAAGAGCAACCGCCUCGACCAGAUCAACAUCCACAUCCACCAGACAGUUCCAACGAAGAACGCCCGCCGAUAGGAGCAGGAGGAGGAGGAAAUGAACGGCCACCACCAGGAGAUAUUCGACCACCUACCGGGGGCCACCAACCACCUCACAACGACGAACGUCCUCCGCCAGGAGGAGGAAAUGAACGACCACCACCAGGAGGUAGUCGUCCACCUCCAGGAGAGAACCGACCACCUCCAGGAGAUAAUCACCCACCUCCGAACGAUCAACGUCCGCCGUCCGGAGGCAUCCGCCCUCCACAAGGCGAGGAUCGACCGCCGCAAGUAGAAGUUGGACACAGACCUCCACAGGGGCAUUGGGGGCAGCGACCCCCACAAGGAGGAAGUGGACUGCGUCCACCGCAUGGAAGCCAGCGACCACCUAGCGGAGGUAACAAACCGCGACCACCCUCGGGAGAUAGUGGCCAAGGACUACCACCGGGAGAAGUUGAUAAGCCAUGUAGCAAUGUAUGGGACUCCCAAAUUGUGAAUGUUAGUGUAAAUAUCCAUCUUUAG